Messenger RNA from Dreissena polymorpha, 2225 nucleotides. RefSeq names its product receptor-type tyrosine-protein phosphatase kappa-like. The coding region runs from base 439 to 2022 and encodes 527 amino acids. Gene Ontology annotation, molecular function: protein tyrosine phosphatase activity. Gene Ontology annotation, biological process: protein dephosphorylation. The transcript is spliced from 18 exons. Lineage: Eukaryota; Metazoa; Mollusca; Bivalvia; Myida; Dreissenidae. The record is from RefSeq and is a predicted model, not a curated record.
GCUGAGGUCAGCAAACCUACGUCGGCAGCAGCGAUUGGUGGUGGAGUGGGAGGUGCAAUAGUGGUAAUACUUGGGAUUGCCGCCGGCCUAUGGUUCUUUAAAAGACGAAACAACAAAAACACGCAUCGCUCGAGUGAUUCUACGGAACUCAGAGAUAUAUCAAAAGUGCAAUUGCAUGCAAAUGCCCAUGAAAAUGCCAAGUAUGCAGAUUAUGAUGCGAAUGCAAAAGUAUACGCAAACACAGAUAGCGAUUAUUACAGUUACAAUGACGUUGUCCCGGGAAUCAAGAUACAUUUAUUGUGGGACUACAUUCGCGAAAAGACAAAGCCUGGAUCAUCGUUUUUUGAUGAAGAAUUUGCCAAACUACCGGCAGGUUUAAUCCAUAAACACGACUUAGCUGCCGCCGUAGAAAACCGAGGCAAAACCCGCUACCGGGAGAUGUUUGCUUACGACCACUCUAGAGUUCCUUUGGAUAAGGAAAAGCCAAACGACUCCGAAUAUAUAAAUGCCAGCUUCAUUCACGGAUUUGGAAAAGUGACUAAGUUCAUUGCAUCCCAAGGUCCGACGGAGAAAAUGAUCGACGAUUUCUGGCGCAUGAUUUGGCAGCAUCGUGUGGACAAGAUUGCAAUGCUUACAAAUGUUAUUGAAAUGGGAACGUUAAAAUGCCUGCAAUACUGGCCAGAGGAAUUGAAUGGUGUAUGCACGUACGGUGGUGUGGAAAUAAAGUAUGCAGCUUUAGAUGAGACGUUUGACUACAAUAUCAGAUCUUUUGACAUACGUAGGGGGAAGGAAUCACGACGUGUAAAACAGUUGCACUUUAAGACAUGGCCCGACAAGGACGUUCCCGAAACAACCUGGAGUCUGGUCGAUUUCUGGAGAGCCGUUGAUACUAGUGAUGCGGCUAACGUUUCGCCAAUUGUCGUACACUGCAGCGCGGGUGUUGGUCGGACGGGAACAUUUAUCGCCAUUGACAUAUUAAUUUCGCAGGCAAGGAUGGAAGGUUCUAUUCGACCACUUCAAAUGGUCGAGGCGCUGCGUCAGCAAAGGGUCAAUAUGGUUCAAACAAAGGAGCAAUACAAAUAUCUUUACGAAGCCGUGGCUGAAGCCCUACUGAUUGGGACACAUCCUGUUCUUACAAGGCAGUUCGCAAGCGUCGUCGACUAUAUGAUGGGCAAAGAGAGGGAAUCUAGGACUACGAGACUUGAAGAACAAUUUAAUUUAAUUGUCAAAAGUGUCCAAGAGGUACCUGAAUCGGCUGAAGAACAAUCGUCGGGUCCAACAUAUGGGAAUAUGGAGACAGUCUUGUCGGAAAUACACGCAUACCGACCGCAACUGCAAAAGCGAGGUUCGAAGUUCAUCCAGCGACUGGGAGCCAUUUUCCUUCCGACUGUUGGCAAUACGAAUGCACUGCUAGUGUGCAUGUCACCCACCGACCAACACAUGGAAGAGUUCUGGUCCUUAGUCGACGAACAUCAUGUAACCACGGUAAUCAGCCUGGCUUCACCCGGCAGUGCGACAUAUGAGACCUGUCAGUAUUUGGGUGCUCGAGGAAGCGGUCGGGUUGGACAGUUUUCUGUCAAUUACAUUCAUGAAAAGAAAAACAAAGGCAGUGUUGAAAGAACUUUCUCGUUUAGAGAUGAGAAUCACGAGGAUGAGGACUACCUGACCACACUAAAGCAGUUCCAGUUAACCUCCUGGCUGGAGGGACAUGACACACCUUCAGAUAUGCAGUCAUUCCUUGAUCUGAUUGAGGAGUUACUGAAGUGGCAGCCACACCUUUCCGACAAAAGACCAAUUCUGAUCCAUUGCCAAACUGGUUUCAUGCGCUGCGGACCUACCGCGUUGGUCCUGAACGAGAUACAACGCAUCAGAAAAGAAAAUGGGCAAAUUAACAUCGUGGAAUCUUUCAAAACUAUGAAAACCAGGUGUCGUGAUUUGGUUCACAACAAGACACAGUACAGAUUUUGUUAUGAAGCCAUUUUGACCUACAUAACGAACUCGGGAACCUACCAGAACCUGUAAACCAGUCAAUGCAUACUUUUGACAUACUUCAAAAACAUACGCAAUGCCAUAUGUGGAGGAAAAUGAUUAGGAAGUGUGCGUUGUAAAUUGAUUUAACAAACAUUUUCUCAUUACUUAUUGCAUAGAUUAUUAGUGCGUGAAUAAUUUUAAAGUAAUCACGUUGCGCGCACAUAUAUGUAAAAUCGGAAUGUAUGUUAUUUCAA